Oryzias latipes (Japanese medaka) is the source of this 2357-nucleotide messenger RNA. RefSeq names its product gap junction gamma-1 protein. The record is from RefSeq and is a predicted model, not a curated record. Gene Ontology annotation, cellular component: connexin complex. Gene Ontology annotation, molecular function: gap junction channel activity. Gene Ontology annotation, biological process: cell-cell signaling. NCBI's taxonomy places the organism in Eukaryota, Metazoa, Chordata, Actinopteri, Beloniformes, Adrianichthyidae.
CCUUCAGUCUGUCCUGCCUCUUCAUUCAGGGAGUCAGAGAAACCAUAGCCAAACUUUUUAUUUUUAGGAUUUUUAAACCAACUAAACCUUUUUUUAUUAUUAUUAUUUCGUUGUUAAUGAUUGAUUUGAAUUAGAAUGGGAAAAGAGCGUGGAAAUCUUUAGGUUCUCCUCUUCCCUCAUGAGAAACACAUUUGUGCCUCAACGGCUGAUCCAUCCAUCUGUAUGCUGAAAAGGGAAAGAACAAGAGGUGCAUGCUGCCUCACGCUGUCAUUUAUCUACCAUGAGCUGGAGCUUCCUGACUCGCCUGCUAGAGGAAAUUCACAAUCACUCCACGUUUGUGGGGAAGAUCUGGCUCACCGUCCUCAUUGUUUUCCGGAUAGUACUGACAGCAGUGGGCGGCGAGUCGAUCUACUACGAUGAGCAGAGCAAGUUUGUCUGCAACUCUGGCCAGCCGGGCUGCGAGAACGUCUGCUAUGACGCGUUCGCGCCGCUCUCGCACGUCCGCUUCUGGGUCUUCCAGAUUAUUUUGGUGGCGACUCCUUCGCUCAUGUAUCUGGGUUAUGCUGUCAACAAAAUAGCUCGGGCCGAGGAGCAGGUGGACGGUGGGGGAGUGAGUGGGUUUUCGCAAAGGAAACGUAAGAAGCCCUACCUCGCCGGCAGAAAGCAACACAGGGGCAUCGAAGAGGCUGAGGAUGACAACGAGGAAGACCCGAUGAUCUAUGAAGUGACAGAGGUGGAGAGUGAUGCCGGAGCAGCAAAGGCAGACAGCGAAAGACACAUAAAAGUCAAGGCCCGCCACGAUGGGCGACAGCGUAUCAAAGAGGAUGGGCUGAUGCGCAUUUAUGUCCUCCAGCUGUUGGCCCGUGCUCUGCUGGAGCUGGCUUUCUUAUGUGGACAGUAUGCUUUGUAUGGAUUUGCUGUUCCUGCUAGCUACGUUUGCUCUGACCUGCCCUGCCCACACAGCGUGGAUUGCUUUGUCUCGAGGCCUACUGAGAAGACAAUCUUUCUUCUCAUCAUGUACAGUGUCUCCCUGCUCUGUCUGGUACUCAACAUAUGGGAAAUGCUUCACCUAGGCAUAGGUACCAUCUGUGAGAUAAUGCAGUCCCGCCAACUGCCACUACCUCAUAAUGACCUCUACAAACUCACCCAAAGAAAUGGAGCUCUCAAUGAGGGUCAGGCGUACAGCAGCUACCCUUUCACCUGGAAUGCCCCUUCAGCUCCACCAGGGUACAGCAUAGACAUCAAGUCUCUCCUGGUGACAAAGGAGAACCACAACCAACAUCUACCUAUUAGCGAUCUCACCAACGCGAAAAUGGCAUGUCGACAGAACCACGCAAACAUUGUUGAGGAGGAGCGUCGAGAGUACACCAAAAAUGAUGAGAACCUGUGCAACGCCGGGAGAGCAAACGCCGUCAAACAUGUUCCUAAAGAGGUCGGUCAGCCUCAGAUCAAGCUGAAGGCAGACAAUCAGGUCUACAGCCGGCAGCAGAACUACAGCAACAAUCAGAGCAAACCGAACCGCGAGCGCAGACUCCGGCAGGCUUCCAGACACGCUUCCAGCAAGGCGAGCACGGACAGCAGCAGCACCGGCAGCAGCAGCAAAUACGGCAUGAUAAAAGGUUCUGAGUGGAUCUGAAACACUGCCAGCUUUUGCUUUCUAUUCUUCAACAUCCAAAUACAUAUUUUGACUUAUUUAGGCAUUUUAUAAUAUUAUAUUUUGUUCAUUUUUGUCUUUGCACUGUGAAUGGUGAUGGCUUCAAUUUCAUUGUCCAAUGGACAGUGACAAUAAAGGCAUAUCUAGUCUAAUCUAAUCUAAAUUAGGAGUAGAAACAAGUUGACUUAUGUGCAUUUUUUAAUAUGAUUAAACUAUAUGAUUUAAUAAGUGACAAUAUUCUUUCUUUACCUAUCCGUAUCAUUUUUGAUUUAUGUGAGAAAUUAGCUUUUCAAGUGCCUUUCUUUAACAUUCAAUGAGCUACCUCACAUGAAUCAUCAAUUACUGUAUGAUUUAUAAUUAAAGGAUUUUAAUUAUGACUUUUUUCAUUAAACAAUGUAGUAUUGUCUUUUGUGUUUUAGUACUUUUUGUGCCGUCUGUGCUGCUGUGAUAUGUUUUGGGGGAUUUUUCCUCUGAAAAGAUGACAUUUAUUAAUAUAAUCACUAACCAUCAAAAAAAUGUAUACUUCCUUGUUCCUUGUAAUAUAUACAUUUUUCCAUUAUACCGCUUUAAAGCCUUACAUUAGAGGUCAUUUUAAAAUAGUUGUUUUAACCCUGAACUGACAUAGUUAAUCUAAAAAAUAUGUUUAUUCAAUGAAAAUGUUUGUUUUUGCUACAUAUAUUUUUAUGAAAAGUGCAUGUUUUAA